AGAAUGAAAAAGUUUAAGAGGAGACUUUCCCUAACUUUGCGUGGAAGCCAGACCAUUGAUGAGUCACUGUCUGAGCUGGCAGAACAAAUGACAAUUGAAGAAAACAGCAGCAAAGAUAACGAGCCUAUUGUGAAGAAUGGCAGGCCUCCGACGUCUCACAGUAUGCACUCAUUUCUUCACCAAUACACGGGAUCUUUCAAGAAGCCCCCUUUACGGAGACCACAUAGCGUUAUAGGAGGCAGCCUUGGCUCUUUCAUGGCAAUGCCUAGGAAUGGAAGCAGAUUAGAUAUAGUACAUGAAAAUCUGAAAAUGGGAUCAGAUGGUGAAAGUGACCAAGCUUCUGGAACAUCAUCUGAUGAAGUCCAAUCUCCUACAGGUGUUUGCCUCAGGAACCGGAUACACAGACGGAUCUCUAUGGAGGAUCUGAACAAGCGCUUGUCACUGCCUGCAGACAUCAGGAUACCUGAUGGAUAUCUAGAAAAGCUGCAGAUAAACAGUCCACCAUUUGAUCAACCGAUGAGUCGACGUUCUCGUAGAGCAUCACUAUCAGAAAUUGGAUUUGGGAAAAUGGAAACUUACAUCAAAUUGGAAAAGCUUGGAGAGGGUACUUAUGCAACAGUAUAUAAGGGAAGAAGUAAAUUGACAGAGAACCUGGUAGCUCUAAAAGAAAUCCGACUGGAACAUGAAGAGGGGGCACCAUGCACAGCCAUAAGAGAAGUGUCAUUAUUAAAAGACCUAAAGCAUGCAAAUAUUGUUACUUUACAUGAUAUUGUUCACACAGACAAAUCUUUGACUCUCGUCUUCGAGUACCUGGACAAGGACCUAAAGCAGUACAUGGAUGACUGUGGUAACAUCAUGAGUAUGCACAAUGUAAAGCUAUUUUUAUACCAGAUUCUGCGUGGUUUGGCCUAUUGUCAUAGGAGGAAGGUGCUACAUCGAGACCUGAAGCCACAAAAUCUACUCAUUAAUGAGAAAGGAGAACUAAAGCUAGCAGACUUUGGUUUGGCAAGAGCGAAGUCGGUUCCUACAAAGACCUACUCCAAUGAAGUUGUCACAUUAUGGUACAGGCCACCUGAUGUUCUCCUUGGAUCUUCAGAAUAUUCAACUCAAAUUGACAUGUGGGGUGUUGGAUGCAUAUUUUUCGAAAUGGCAUCUGGAAGACCUCUCUUUCCUGGUUCAACUGUUGAAGAUGAACUGCACUUAAUUUUCAGACUUUUGGGAACUCCUUCUCAAGAAACAUGGCCGGGCAUUUCUUCCAAUGAUGAAUUUAGGAACUACAACUUUCCCAAAUACAAACCACAGCCUCUAAUCAACCAUGCACCAAGGCUAGACUCCGAAGGAAUUGAAUUGAUAGCAAAGUUUCUUCAGUAUGAAUCUAAGAAAAGAGUUUCGGCAGAAGAGGCCAUGAAACAUGCAUACUUCAGAAGUCUAGGAACAAGGAUACGUGCUUUGCCUGAAAGUGUCUCAAUAUUCAGUCUGAAAGAGAUUCAGUUGCAGAAAGACCCUGGCUUUCGAAAUUCCUCUUACCCCGAGACAGCGCAUGGGAAGAACAGAAGGCAGAGCAUGCUUUUUUAA
Emys orbicularis (European pond turtle) is the source of this 1575-nucleotide messenger RNA. It is a transcript of the gene CDK17, whose product is annotated as cyclin dependent kinase 17. Gene Ontology annotation, cellular component: cytoplasm; nucleus. Lineage: Eukaryota; Metazoa; Chordata; Testudines; Emydidae. Gene Ontology annotation, molecular function: cyclin-dependent protein serine/threonine kinase activity; ATP binding. The transcript has 16 exons. The record is from RefSeq and is a predicted model, not a curated record. The coding region runs from base 4 to 1575 and encodes 523 amino acids. Gene Ontology annotation, biological process: protein phosphorylation.